AUGGCUCCCGCCUACCAUCAAGGAGAAUUCCAGGGCAAAUGGACCGCUCAACCCAUCAUUGUGGUCACUUGCAUGACCCUGUCCCUCUAUAACUGUUUGGAACUGCUCCUCAUCAUCUUCACCACCUUUCGAGAAUGGCGCGGCCUCUACUUUGUCUCCCUGGUUGUCGCCUCGAUCGGGAUUGUUCCCUAUUGCGUCGGCUAUAUCCUGGAAUACUUCGCAAUCACCGCCUUCUGGGCCUGCAUGAUGCUAGCCACGAUCGGCUGGGUCAUGCUCAUUACGGGUCAAGCAUUUGUCCUUUAUUCCCGACUGGGACUGAUCCUGCAAAAUGAGACUGUCCUGCGCGCGAUCAAGUGGAUGAUCAUCGUCGACGCUCUCAUCUUCCACACGGCCACCACGGUGAUCCAGUACGGCAAGAGCUAUGGCAGUGAACAGCCCGCAUUCACCCGAGCGCUCUUCUACAUGGAAAAAAUCCAGAUGACCGGCUUCUGCAUCCAGGAAUUCAUCAUCUCGGGGAUAUACCUGUGGAAGACGGUCCAGCUUCUCAAGCUGAUAUCGCGAAAGGGCACCCGUCGGGUCAUGUACGAGUUGUUCAUUAUCAACACCAUAAUCAUCUUGAUGGAUAUCGCAUUGUUGGCCCUGGAAUACAAAGGGUUGAGGUCGAUGGAGAGAGCGUUCAAGUCGCUCAUCUACUCGUGCAAACUCAAGAUGGAAUUUGCCGUCUUGGGGAAAUUGGUCAACCUGGUGCAAUCGAGUUCCCGGACAUUAUCCAACGCCCUUGCCGACGUGGAUUCCUUUGUGUCUCCCUCGACCGCCAGUUACCGUCAGCCAAUUUUGGCCGAAAGCGAUCCGGUACCAGACUGGAUGGCAAAACUUGAGAAUCGUCCUACCAUGCACAUUGAGAACGUGGAAGCAGAAGGACGAGGGCUGUCCGUUUGA
Exophiala dermatitidis NIH/UT8656 is the source of this 939-nucleotide messenger RNA. RefSeq lists its product as uncharacterized. Bases 1 to 939 code for a protein of 312 amino acids. The transcript has a single exon. The record is from RefSeq and is a predicted model, not a curated record. Lineage: Eukaryota; Fungi; Ascomycota; Eurotiomycetes; Chaetothyriales; Herpotrichiellaceae.